AUGAAAAGGGAAAAAAAGAAAGAAAUACAUUUGGGUAUGCUUCACUUUUUGCAGACCUUGAACCCCAGAGAUGGGGAAACCCGUUUAUACCUACUAAAAACCCUUUUGCAUGAAUUGCCUGCCCGAAGCCCCGGGAAGCCCAAAUGCGACUAUCACGCAUCUCUCUUUCCCACGGGCCCCACCUAUUUCUUUGGAGUGCCGAUUCGCUUCUCGCAGUGGAAACCAAACCACCUGCCACAAGUUAUGUUGAUCUGCAAACUUUUUUUCUUUUCAAAGCGGGGAACCGCACUUGCCACGGCAAUGGGGUCUUGA
Trypanosoma theileri is the source of this 312-nucleotide messenger RNA. RefSeq lists its product as uncharacterized. Lineage: Eukaryota; Euglenozoa; Kinetoplastea; Trypanosomatida; Trypanosomatidae. The record is from RefSeq and is a predicted model, not a curated record. The transcript has a single exon. Bases 1 to 312 code for a protein of 103 amino acids.